GCUACCCUGUCCUUCUCCUUGUCGUGAUACAAGAAGUUAUGACGCAUGAGUUAUGGCCACUACAACACUCAAACUACAUAAUUCUGCUUUAGUUCUCAGGAAAGAACAAGAACAUACACACAGGACGGCUGCCGGGACUGGUCAAGAUACAGCUGAAGACUCUUGCUGUCGGUCUCUUUUGAUUUGCUCUAGACUUCGUUGAAAUCCUCCACUUUGGCGUCAUCGAAGCUGUCUUGCGAAAGUGGAAACAGAAGUGUAGGAGAACUGUCAACAGAGUUGGCAUGAAAUUCAUUGAAGACUGCUAGUAUUACAAACGCCAUGGUGACAAGUAGAAAGAUGAACGGUUGAAGACGCUAGCUACUUACAUUGAUGCCGCAAUCUGGAGCUGGAAUAUCUUGAGCUUCACAGCACACUUGGCCCUAAUCAUGCUGGCAUCCGUUAGGAGAGUAUUAGUUUGUUGUAUUCUCAACUCGUUCAUGUUGUUCGGCGAGUCGUUCUUCUUGUCUGCUACUGCAUUCAGCGUUUUAGUUUCUUUUCUCAUUCUCAGGCUGUUCUUCAUGUUCUGCGAGGCUUUCUUCUUCUUGUCUGCUACUGGACAUUAUAGCUUUCACUUUUUCAUCUCUCAUCUGUCGUCUCAUCUGUUGCUUGCUCCUUUCAAUGUUCGUUUUGUUGGGUCUCAGUUUUUGUGAGGUCUAGAAAAACGAAUGACCAAUUGAAGACUGUCUUUGUCUUCGUAGUUUUUUUCCCUCUCAUCGCGUGUUUGUUUUCCUCGUCGUCCUCGUCCUCUUUGUUUGUCAUACAUGUGAGACGCAUCUUUUUGGUCUGUCGAAGCCUGAUUCUCUAUCUCUAUGUUGAAGCCUUAUAAGCCUCUACGUUCCACGCGCUUUGGGCGUGCUACAACAAGCCCAGGAGUCUCUGUCACUGGUCAAGCCGACGCUGCGUGAGCAUGAAAAAUAGGUUCUGGCGUAACUGUGUUGUAGUUGUGCUCCUGCGUCGUUAUAGGGUUACACUUAGAUAAAGCGAGAUCAUGUAUUGUUCUAAACCCACACUGGGAUUGCUGCAGUCAGAUUGCGCUUGAAGGCGUACUACAGCCCUGGCCCACCUUUAGCACAGCACAAGGCGCCGUAAUCUUAGAAGAAGACCACAGACUGCAAGUUCGAAGAAGGAGACACUGUGCGGAGGUUUUCCGAGAAUUUUGCUCUACUAGUCAUUAUUCUUGUUUGAUACUAGUCACAUCUUCAUUUGCUCUUCUUCUUAUUUGAUACCAUUCACAGUACAUGAAUUGGAGGGACUAAUAUAGGAUGCCACAGUACAAAAAAAUGAGUAACCGUUGUGGCUGUUUCCCAGCGGUCUAGUAAGGACAUCGCUCUCAGAACUUCUAUCGUGGCUGUGACUGAGAAGCAAG
This is a messenger RNA of Amoebophrya sp. A25, 1405 nucleotides long. The record is from the annotation of a GenBank genome assembly. NCBI's taxonomy places the organism in Eukaryota, Dinophyceae, Syndiniales, Amoebophryaceae.